AUGCGGGAGUUGAUACCAGAGAAAACUUUGAAACAACUCCGGGACAAAAGGGCCCAAAAAUGCUACAAAGAACGGCGUGAAAGGUACCUCGCAGAAAGAGGGAUCACAGCGAGCGCUAGUACUGAUGAUGACAGUACAGAACCAGUAUCCACAGACACAGGGGAUGGUAGAGCUACCGUCCCCCAAGAAGAAGCGCCCGAAACCAACAGCUGCGAGGAAGCGGGAGUAGGGGGUGGCUCCCCUAUCCCAGUCCCGGAGCUACUCGACGUAUCAGCAGUAGCUGCCAUUGCAGGGGGUGAAAAUAACGUUAAUAAUAUCACCCCCACCGCCGAAAACAUAAGUCCGACUCAGACGCCUGACAUGUCAGAGAGGGUACUGAAUGUCAGUGAGAUGAGUUGGUAUCGCCAGCAGCUUCUCCAGAAGAGACACUUUGGAGACAGGAUGUUGCUCAGACUGCCCGUAGCUGCAAGUUGA
Acanthoscelides obtectus is the source of this 474-nucleotide messenger RNA. The record is from the annotation of a GenBank genome assembly. Lineage: Eukaryota; Metazoa; Arthropoda; Insecta; Coleoptera; Chrysomelidae.